This is a messenger RNA of Hemibagrus wyckioides, 7441 nucleotides long. It is a transcript of the gene kcnj9, whose product is annotated as potassium inwardly rectifying channel subfamily J member 9. The record is from RefSeq and is a predicted model, not a curated record. Gene Ontology annotation, cellular component: plasma membrane. The coding region runs from base 580 to 2094 and encodes 504 amino acids. Lineage: Eukaryota; Metazoa; Chordata; Actinopteri; Siluriformes; Bagridae. Gene Ontology annotation, molecular function: G-protein activated inward rectifier potassium channel activity. Gene Ontology annotation, biological process: potassium ion import across plasma membrane; regulation of monoatomic ion transmembrane transport. The transcript is spliced from 8 exons.
AUGCUCGCGCUGCUCAGUCGUGCUCGAGCCUUUCAGAUGUUCGCCCGAGUUUACAGAUCCGCCUCCAUUUUAACAUCGUACCGGCGAAAAGACACGGAUAAAGCAAAUUCGCCCGGAUUUCGAGAUUAGAUUCAAUUUGCAACGCUUCCCCCCCCUCCCCAUCCCUCCAUCUCCAUCUCCAUCUCUUUGCUCGGCGGCGUUGGUACAAGAGAGACGCUUUUGUUUCCUGGAGGACGUUAGAGAGCACGAAGGGAUGCAGCGCCGAUUUACACCGGCAGCAACAUCCGCGAUAUAACUGCUGUAUAACCCCCCAAAAAUGUGCACGCUUAGACGAACUGAAAGGGGAAAAUAAAAAACGAUAUUAAAAAUUAAAAACGUCAUUCGGGUAUAGAUUACAAUCCUUGGUGAAGUUAGCGACUGAAAGAAGCCUGCGAGCAGGAAGCAAGUUGGCACAGAUGAGCUUCUGCAACUGAGAAUAACACACCAAGAAAGAUCAUUAACACAUUGGGACACACACACACACACACAUAGUUGUCCGCCCACUGACACACACACAUUCACACACACAUAUACACACAGAUGGCACUAGAAAACUCCACAUUCUCUUCUCGGCCAGAGUCCCUCUCUCUGCCGGUCCCAGAGAAAGGGGAGGUGCCUGCUGAGGAGACCAAAGAAGAUGCUCCUACCACUGGAGUAUUUAAUGUAUCUGAGGAACUUGGGCAUGUUGUAACCACAGAGACAUCAUCACCCCCGCAAGUGCCCUCUAACAACAACAUGUCAUUCCAGGACAAAAUGGCUGCCCGGGAAGCACAAGCCAAUCAGCCCAGGAAGAAAAUGCCAGCGGCAGGGCAGGAGCGAGGAAAGUUUGGCUGGGGACGCAGUAAACGCAAGAGGCAACGAUAUGUGGAGAAAAAUGGCCGCUGUAAUGUACAGCAUGGCAACAUGCGGGAAACUUACCGCUACUUGACGGACAUAUUUACCACUCUGGUGGAUCUGAACUGGCGCUGCUCGCUCUUUGUUUUCGUCAUGGCCUACGCCGUCACCUGGCUUUUCUUUGGUGCUAUUUGGUACCUAAUUGCAUACUGCAGGGGAGAUCUGGAUCAUUUGGAGGAUGAUACGUGGACUCCAUGUGUGAAUAAUGUGAACGGAUUUAUCUCCGCUUUUCUUUUCUCCAUCGAGACGGAGACCACCAUCGGAUAUGGCCAUCGUGUCAUCACUGACCAGUGUCCUGUGGGCACCAUGCUUCUGCUUUUGCAAGCCAUACUCGGCUCAAUGGUCAACGCUUUUAUGGUUGGCUGUAUGUUUGUGAAGAUCUCUCAACCAAACAAGCGGGCAGAGACGCUGGUGUUCUCCCGGAACGCGGUCAUCUCUCUACGGGACGAUAAGCUGUGUCUGAUGUUCAGAGUUGGCGAUCUGAGAUCCUCACACAUCGUGGGAGCCAACAUGAGAGCGAAGCUCAUCAAAUCCAAACAGACCCAAGAGGGUGAAUUUAUUCCGCUGGAUCAGACAGAUAUCAGUGUGGGCUUUGAGACAGGGGAUGACCGCUUGUUCCUUGUGUCUCCAUUGGUCAUCUCUCAUGAGAUUGACUCACGUUCACCAUUCUGGGACAUGUCCCAGGCACAGCUAGAGAAGGAAGACUUUGAGAUUGUUGUUAUUCUUGAGGGCAUGGUGGAAGCUACAGGUAUGACAUGUCAAGCACGGAGCUCCUAUUUGGCUGAGGAGGUGCAGUGGGGUCACAGGUUCAGCCCGAUGAUGUCCUUGGCCGAAGGAUUCUUUGAUGUGGACUAUGGUGCAUUUCAUCAUACCUUUGAGGUGGACACUCCUUCUUGUUCAGCCCGAGAGCUUGCAUUGGCUGCUGCUCGCCUGGAAGCUCAUCUCUAUUGGUCGAUCUCCAGCCGACUAGAUGAAGAGAAGUGGGAGGGGCCUAACCUGACCGAGCAGUCAAAAAACCCUGCUGAUUCCGAAUCUGUCAGUGGAAAAGAUGGAGACGGACCAACAUUCAUUGUGGGUGGAGUUACAGAAACCCAGGAACAGCCAGUUGUAGGGGAACAGAAUGGGAGUGUCACUACAGACCAAUCAGAAACUGAGGCCUAAGAGAAAGAAAGUAAGAAUGCAAGUAUUUUUAGGGUUAGAAAGUUAAUAUUAUAUUAGAUUUGAUUGUGAAACAAUCCAUGCCUUCUUCUACAAAUCUUAACCAUUUAGCCUCUAAUGUAUAGCAUAGAAUACCUUUCCCCAACGGGGAAGUCACUCGGUUUGUUGGUUUUAAAAGCAGACAUUUGAAACUGUCCUGCUUUAAAUUCAGGCAGGGUGUUUUCACAGUUGACAUUAGGUUUCCUGAGACCAGUCAUUACACAGAAUUCACAAAACUUACACAGGGUAUACUUGCUUUCACUAUACACAAUGUUUUCAUUUCGAAGCAUGGCUGACUGGACAGAUUGUUUGUAUUGAGGAUAUGCUUGCUAUAUUACAGUUGAUGGAAGUGCCAUGCAACUAGAACAUUAUAAUCCCUGGGGUUCUCUUUAUCAGCUUUUAACAGGAUUUUGACUGCCAGGAAUUUAUUGGUAUUUCUACCUGUUUUUCAGUACCGUCUCUCAAAUGCAGGAAAUUGAUCUAAUGGGCAUGUGAAAUGCCUCUUUUGUUUAAAACCAUAAAUCGUACAGUAUUUGUGUCUGUUAUUUUAAAGUCACAGUCGGCCUUACAAAAAUAUCUUGCACAGAGUUGACUUUUUUUCUUUCUUUUCUUUUUUUUUUUUUGAUGUAACAGGGGUUUGUUACUUAACUAUUCUCACAACAAUUCUUAAAUACUGUACAUAUGUUCCGGGGAUGAUGCAUUUCAGAGGAAGUGAUAAACUAGGGUCAGAGAUUCAUGACUUUAAAAGAAUAGUCUAAUAAAAAAAAUGGUAGCAGAGCCGUUCAGAGAGCUAGUAGCCAUCAGUUGGCAAUAUGCCACACACAUCAUGUUAAUUAAUGGCUACUGGCUUUCAUUUAUACAACGCCAUGUCAGCAUUUUUGCUCCUACUAUUCAUUUCAUGGCUGCUCUCUUGUCUUCAGAGCUGCCAAUAAAUUUAUGAUGAAUUACAUUGGUGAGUGCAGGCUACUCUGAUGGAACAUAUUCCACUAAUAUUCUAGUCCAUUCUAUUCUUGGAAGCUGCCCAGAACCAAAGCAUUUCUAAUGCACAGUUUAAUUAUUCCUGUAAUGUCCUAUGGGAGGGAAACCUGCUGGUGCCUUUUCUGAUGUUUCUGGACCUUACAAGGAAUUGGAUCUGUGCAAUACUAUUAUAUAGCCAUAAAAAAUACCAGUCACGAUAUAUCAGCAUCGACUCAGUGAUAGUGCAUAGGAUUAGGAAUGUAUGGAUGGAUUUAUGGAGGAAAGAAAUCAUUCAUAUGAGAAAACAUUCAUUCAAACAAGUGAAUGAAUUCUAUUAUGCAGUAACAUGGAGAUGGAAGUAAAUGAAUACAUAGACCACUUACAUUUUAAUAAACCGGUAUAUAAAUAGAUUGCGAUAAGACCUCUUCUUCUGAGAUGAAUGUCAUAUUCAGGCUGGCUUUUUUAUUUAUUGCAUGUCAUACUCUGGGUUAAGCACACAAAGUUCAUACCAAACUUUAAUUCUGAGGCACACAUUGUUAUUCAGCUCUCAGAUAUAUCUACAUGCUUAAUAAGUGCUCAGACAGCAGUGAUUGCAGUUGGCAGGUGGGGUGUAGUUUGCCAAAGACCCAGAGGUUGAAGAUGACAUCAUCUUAAAUGAGUGAAAACUUCUCUUUAGGAUAGUGAGUUGAUCACUAUUUUUUUUGAUGACAAUGUAAACUGCUACUUAAAGUGAACUAGCAAUUUGAGAGCACAAAGAAGUAGAAAUAUUCAUGACAAUCAGCCUAUAUAUUCACAAUAUGUUAGGCUAGUGUUGGCAGAUUUGUCUUCUUGUAUAUCAUGUUUCAGAUCUGUAUUUUUUUAUUUACAUAUUGCUAUUAUGCUACACUGUAUUGUAUUUAUUAUCUAUCACCUGUCACUUCCUGCUUAAAGGCAAGUGAUUGUUUCAAAGGUGAUGGUCCAGACCUGUCAGAAAAUCUGGCAACCUCAGAGAUGCACAGGUAAUUAUAGUAACCUGAAUUCUCUGCCCAGAAACUGAAAAACACUUAUCAACAUCAGGUAUCUUUUGAACCUAAGUUGCACCAAAAUCUGAAAAUGGCCCAAAAUCUGGACCAGUUAUACAUACACUGACACACUGGUGGAUCUGUGCUAUCUUGGUACACCUAUUCUCACAUCAGGUAGGGUGGCAAUAUGGGCAUGUCACAUUCCUAUUUCACAAAAUAACAUCCUAAUGUACAGUUUAUCGAUUUCUAACGAAAUCCUUUUGUCAGGAAAUAUCAUACUGCCAGACUAUCAGACUAUCAAGCACCAGGGAAAACCUUUCUCUGAGAAUGAACUUGAUUAAAACAGGCUAUAAUAUUAAUUUAAAUAUUCAGUAAAGACUUAAAAUCCAGACUUAGUGGACCACAUCUUGGACCAUGUCUAUUCCAAGUGAGAAAAAUGUAGUAGCAGUGCGAUAGUGUUAUACUGACAAAGUAGCAGUUGUCAAAAAAAGAGGGAAAAAGGGAAAGCAUGUCACGGAAGUUGGUAGAUAAGCAACAGGCAAUAGUCAUGGGACACCAAACGCAAAUGGCAUUUAGCCGUAUGUUACACAUAUCAUAGCGAACCUUAGGAUUAUCUAUUUACGCAAUCAGUUGUUAUAGUUAUAGACCAGUUCGCUGCUUGUAGCCAUUUCACAGUGCAUUAUGGGAAUAUGCACGGUCUCUAAGGUACUGUGACCAUAACAUAUAGACAAUAGACUGUCUCUGUGUAUGUACAUAUUAUAUUUAUCUAUAUAUACAUUAAAUCAUAUGAGCACUCAAAAGUAAUACCAAUUAAGAGGUCUCGUUAUUGUAUGUAUUCUAGCAGUUGGGAUGUUUGGUAAUGUAGUAAGAACACUAACUAGACAGGGCCACUGUUUAGUGAUUUCCCUGCUCCAGUGCACCUGAUUUCGGUUAAUUAAAAACUGAAAAGCUGAGACUCAGAGCAUGGAAAACGCUAAGUGGUCCAGAGCUAAAGUUAUUUGGGUUUAAGAGCCCUGAAAUAGAGUGAAUUAGAGUAAGUAGAAUAAGUAGAGUAGGGGCAUUUAAUAUUUACCACAUUCAUUCUUAUAGCACUAGGUUAAUGAGCUGUUUUCUGUAUUUACUUUGGCUAGAAAUAUUCUUGACACUACUUUGGUAAUUCAUGAUUGUAUGUUUAAAGAAGCAAAUUCCUAUGAAGAAUUUUACCUUCUCCCUGAGUGUCCCAAUUGGCACUGUUAAAGCUAUGUAUACCUUAUAAAUUGUCUUACACAGAAAAGGACCAGAGAUGAGCAACUAUUUUUUUGGCUGGGGGCAGGCUAAUUUCUGGCCCAUAAAAAAUUUGAAAGACAUGAAAUGGAGAAACUAAAUUCUAAAGUUCUUCAAAAUUACAGUACAAUGUGUUGUGGUGAAAAGCAGAGGGUUAGUUAGGGAACAAGUGCAUAAUCUUGGUAUAUGCUUUAUUAGGACAAAUCCAGUAGUCGUAUGAAUUGUCCCUAUUAGCAGUCGAAACACAUGCAGGCAGUCUCAGGAGGAUAACCCAUAUUCGAAACAGCUGAGGGUCGAAAACAGAAAGUCUAACAAAACACAAUUCAAACUUCGAAUUCAUGAAAAUAAUGCAUGAUAAAAUUUUGCAAUGAACAAAGAACAACAGGAUAUAGAGAACAUAGGGAAACCAAAAUAAUCAAAGAUAAUCAAAACGUAACACAGAACAGGUGAACACAGUAAGGUAACAGACCAUUGAUUAGAGUGGGGCUUGGAACAGAAACUAAAAAAUGAUUGCUAUGAAUGGGGUAUGUGUAAGAAAUUAUAUGGUCCUGAACGUCUUAAACAUUACAGACAACACAUUUAAAUCAGAACGAUACCUUAAAUUCGAGUACAAAGUUAUAGCAAGAGCAGAAAUCGGAGGCAGUGCACUGCUGUUUUGGAAAUUCUUGUUUUGAUCUUUGAUUGAAUAUUUCAGAUAAGAUUAGAGUCUAGAUUUGUGAUUUAAUUUAGCCUUGAUGAGUUGCUCUGAAUGUUACAUUGAUUAGGGAGUAGACUGAGUAAAUGGAAGUGCAAGUGAAUGUGUAAUUACAAAGAAAUAAUAACUGACUGAAGAUAAUGUAAGUGUCUUGCUACAUAACCAGUGUUUUCAAAAUCAUCUUCCUUCAGGUAAUGAAGAGCUUCAUGAACUUGAUUUCGUCAGUCUAUGUACAGUCUAUGUUAAAUUCCAUGGCUCUGUUUUUAUUGCUUUUAAACAACAAAACAUAAAAAUAAUAUUGAGUAACUAACAUUUCACACUCAAUAUGGCCUGUUUCUUUUUGCUUCACUGUUGAAUAUAAAUCUUGAAGAAGCCACUCUCACUUUUAUAGCAUGUCGACUAGCUCGCUAGCUCACAUUCAUUUGUACUGAAAAGAAAAUACAUAUUUAGAUUCCCGAAAAUUGGCAUCCCUUCUUCAUUUUCAUCUUCAUCCCACAAGCAUAAAAAGAUAUUAGGUCAGAGGUAACGGUUUCAUACUAGCAAGAGGAAUUUUAUGUGGUGAACACAAGCGGACUGAGUGAAACGGUAAACAGUGAAAAAUGUCCCAGUGCGGUUGUGCUAAAUACUUCCACUCAUGGAACGCCGCUUGACCGUUCAAAUUAGCGUAUCUGAUUAACUGUUAUAUAAUUAAAGUAUGAAAGGAAGGCUUAAGAUUCAUAGCAUACACUAAAUAAUCAGCUCUGUAAAACUGUGCUCAAUUAAUUAGAAUAGCACCAAUUAAAAAAAGCUAUGUUUAUGAUCCCUAGGGAAUAUUUUACACUUUGAUUCCUGUCAGGAUAUAAUAAGUCUGAGUAAAUAAAUAAACUUUGUAACUACAUAAUAACCAAACAUUAUAUCAGAAAGCCAGGGGCAAAGUUCAGUAGUAUGAGUGAUCUUUAUUUGUGUGACUUUUGUUGUCUAUAGGCAACAUUUUGGGUGACGUUUAAAGUCUCUGAGCUUUUGUGUUUAAUGAACUGUAGAAGUUGCAAUACAUGCCUUUUUAAUACAGUCUUUCUAUAUGGCUUUUUAUGUCAUGUGCCAAUUGGACUUUUUUGCCAACUUCUUUACAUCCUGUAGAGAGACACAAUGUAUUGAUAAAAAAAAAAAAAUAGCCCAUCAUUUUCUUUCUCUUUCUCUCUCUGAAAUCUUGCUGUAUAAUGUCUUGUAAGCAGUCGGUAGCACACGCAAAUAUUUCUUGCACAUAAAGUAUGAAAAGCACAAACCCUGUGUUCCUGGAACUUUUUUCCCCUUCUUGCUUUUGCUGCUCUAGACAUUUUUUAAUCUAUGUUUUUAAUCUGUAUGAUUACCUGUAUUAGAAAUGACACAAAUAAUAAUAAUAAUAAAAAAAAAAAUACAA